Medioppia subpectinata is the source of this 364-nucleotide messenger RNA. The record is from the annotation of a GenBank genome assembly. NCBI's taxonomy places the organism in Eukaryota, Metazoa, Arthropoda, Arachnida, Sarcoptiformes, Oppiidae.
GUGCUUUCUAUGGAAUCACACAAUUCUCUGAUCUCAGUCCUCAAGAAUUUCAACAAAUAAUCCAAAAACAAAUUAAAUCGAAUUCAUUGCAAAAAAGUCAUUCAACGACCAAAAGAUCAUUUUUCACUUCCGAUGACUUGAAAGAUCAUCUCAAAGAUGUGCCGCAGAAAUGCGAUUAUAGGGAGAAGAAUGCGGUCACAAAAGUCAGAAAUCAAGGAGAAUGUGGCGCGUGUUGGGCCCACUCUAUCGUCGAGACCAUCGAAACAAUGGUUGCGCUUAAGACUAAAACUUUACGGGAAUAUAGUGUCCAACAGUUCAUAGACUGUGCCACAGAAGACAACAGGGGAUGUGAUGGCGGGGAUAC